UAUAGCCGCCGUUUUUCGCGCGUCGCUACCAAUUGUUCAGCCACAGUCAAUCGUGGGUCUGUUUUUAAAGCUCUAGCGGUCGGCUGAUUCCGGCGCUCUUGCGGCCUUUCUCCCGAGGAAACAUGUUCGAGGCCAGGCUCAUCCAAGGCUCAGUCCUAAAGAAGGUGCUGGAGGCCCUCAAAGACCUCAUCACGGAAGCCUGCUGGGACUUGGGCUCCAGCGGCAUCAGUCUGCAGAGCAUGGACUCCUCGCAUGUCUCGCUGGUACAGCUGACGCUGCGCUCUGAGGGCUUUGACACCUACCGCUGCGACCGGAACAUCGCCAUGGGGGUUAACCUUGUCAGUAUGUCCAAAAUUCUGAAGUGUGCGGGUAAUGAUGAUCUGAUCACUCUGAGAGCAGAAGACAAUGCAGAUACACUAGUUCUGGUUUUUGAAACACCAAAUCAGGAGAAAGUUUCAGACUAUGAAAUGAAAUUAAUGGAUUUGGAUGUAGAACAGCUUGGAAUUCCAGAGCAAGAAUACAGCUGUGUGGUGAAAAUGCCUUCUGCUGAAUUUGCACGGAUCUGCAGAGAUCUUAGUCACAUUGGAGAUGCUGUCAUAAUCUCUUGUGCAAAGGGUGGUGUUAAAUUCUCUGCUACUGGAGAACUAGGAAGUGGAAACAUCAAACUAUCACAAACUAGUGAUGUGGAUAAAGAGGAGGAAGCUGUUACAAUAGAGAUGAAUGAGCCAGUGCAGCUGACUUUUGCUUUGAGGUAUUUGAACUUUUUUACCAAAGCCACACCACUGUCUCCUACCGUAACACUCAGUAUGUCUGCAGAUGUUCCACUAGUUGUGGAGUACAAGAUAGCAGACAUGGGACACUUGAAAUACUAUUUAGCUCCCAAGAUUGAAGACCAAGAAGAAUCUUAACAAUCUGGGAGAAGGAAAGUGAAGAUCUGCGCUGGAAGCCAGCAGCCAUUCAGUUUUCCAGUGUUGGUGCAAGGAGCUCUCAUGCACCAUUGUAGAUAUUUCUGUGUAAAUAUUUCUUUCACUUGUUAUGCAAAUAUCAUUUCUAAAAUGAUCUCCCUCCUGUUUUUCUGGCUAGUGCCCAUCCAGUUUUUUUAGGUCCUGUUUUUAUUACUAAACUUUUAUUCCAUUUCACAGGAAAGAUGAUGGAAUAUUUAACAUAUGAAUGGUAAUCUCUUUACAGUGAGAUGUUUAUGACUCGCAAAAUAUUAAUGUUAGGAAAAAUCUGCUUUUAAUGGUUUGUUUUGAAGCUGGAGCUCUCUGACAAAUUAACACAUGACAAUAAAGAAUGAAUAUUCAGUUUCUUA
This is a messenger RNA of Eublepharis macularius, 1312 nucleotides long. RefSeq names its product proliferating cell nuclear antigen (gene PCNA). The transcript is spliced from 6 exons. The coding region runs from base 123 to 908 and encodes 261 amino acids. Gene Ontology annotation, cellular component: PCNA complex. Gene Ontology annotation, biological process: translesion synthesis; regulation of DNA replication; mismatch repair. The record is from RefSeq and is a predicted model, not a curated record. Gene Ontology annotation, molecular function: DNA polymerase processivity factor activity; DNA binding. NCBI's taxonomy places the organism in Eukaryota, Metazoa, Chordata, Lepidosauria, Squamata, Eublepharidae.